Messenger RNA from Blumeria graminis f. sp. triticale, 1218 nucleotides. NCBI's taxonomy places the organism in Eukaryota, Fungi, Ascomycota, Leotiomycetes, Helotiales, Erysiphaceae. The record is from the annotation of a GenBank genome assembly.
AUGCGGGUUACAGUAAAUCUGCCUAGUUCAAAAUUUAGACACUUGCAUCUUAUUCUUCUUACUGCGGCCACGUCAUUGAAGUUAUCAUUGCAAUACGACGUAAGUGGAUAUAUCUGUGAUGACCAAAUAUUCUGGCACGAAGAGGCUCAAGAGGUGGCUCACUUCGCUUCCGAAUUGAUGACACCAGUGAAUCCUCAAUAUAAGUAUCCCGCACUGCUUGAGAACACCCAGCUAUUCAGUAAAGCAAACCAAAAUCUUUUUGUGGUACCUUUAAGAAACUACAGGUCUAUUCGUAUUGGUGGAAGGCCCGGGUCUCAUCGCGUAGUCAUAGACGAUCAAGGCAGCCUUGUGGGUGUUGUGAUGAAUGCAAAAAAUGGAGCUGAUGUGAAGCCCACCUAUGAAAAGUGUACUCCUUUCCUGAAAUACGACAAAUUAAGUCCUGAGCUCAAUGUGGACAAUAGAUAUAAGAUUUCUGGGUUUGCAUGCGGCUCGAAUUUUCUGAGCACAGAAAUCGAGAAUGAAAUGAAAUGCAAAUGUAGUGGACUCAAAAAUCUAUCUCCGACUAACAAAGGGUUUUUUCAGUUUCUUGAUCGAAAUGGUAUUACAUGGUCAGACAAUAAGUUAUGGUAUAAACACGUCACAAAAAAGGAUUAUAAUUCUCAGCAUAUAUACCGGGCAGCUGUCUACCACGUAGAGUUCAAUUUAAGAUGUCAUUUAAUUCAAAUAAAGCAAGUGGUCCGAUGUGCCUCCCCUAAACCUGCAUGCACAGAGAUAUGGAUACCGAAGCCACCAGCAGACAUAAUAUCGAUAAAACCAUCAUUGAGUCCUCAACACCAAAAUCAAGACAGUAGUGGAACAUAUCGUUGCAGUGAUGUAACAUUCAGGGUGAUAAACCUACAAAUUUACCUUACUCGAUUCAACAGUCUAUCAAAUACUGCUACUCGAACAAGUGCAGAAGGCGCUCUGAUCAGACCAUAUGAGAAUUUAAUCAUGUGGCCGAUUUUCCCACCUGAGUGGCCUGAAACAAAAACAAAAAUCCGCAAUAUUUUUGCGAUGGGAUUUGACGAUAAAAAUCAUUUUAUGGGACUAUAUUUUACUUCUGCUAGAGGUCCGCCUGGAAGACUAUACAAACCAUGUCCUCAUCAGGACUUAUUAAAAUCACUUCUGGUAGACAGAAAUCCGAUAGAAGGAGACAGACAAACAAUAAAAUUCUUUUAA